Messenger RNA from Pocillopora meandrina, 8996 nucleotides. The record is from the annotation of a GenBank genome assembly. NCBI's taxonomy places the organism in Eukaryota, Metazoa, Cnidaria, Anthozoa, Scleractinia, Pocilloporidae.
CCAUCACUUUUAAAGCGUUUCCGCGUGAAAAUUUUUUGAAGGAAAUAUUUUCCCCUUACUCUCUGUUUGUUUGGGGUUUUUCCACCAUUUGGUUAAAUAAUGAGUCCUUUUUUCAUUUUGCAGCUGGGGAUCACGUGAACGUUAUCUGGAAAUGUCUUCCACUGGACAUAGGUGUCCUGGGUAUGGGGUUCGUUUCUUAAUUUCAUGCUGUUUUAUCAGAUUGAACCCGGAGGCGAGCGACAAUGCUGCCGCAGUCAAGCUUCUUCUUAAAGUGUUGAAUUUCGGUAAAUAGCCAAAUGUCCUCUAAAUCGUGAUGCAAGCGGGAAAGGAGUUAUGGGUAAUAGUUAAAAUGGCUGCCUCGCGAAUGGACUUAGUGUAGGAUUAAAAUUUUGUACUUUCGCUUCCAUGGAAGAGGAAUUUGUCGUCAAAGAAGGCUGGGUUGUUAAGGAAAGUGGACAAGCUGUCCUUGGUCAGACGAACUGGCGCAAACGAUGGUGUCGGCUUGUAAGAGGUUCGAAUGGAGCCUCUUGGUCAUAUUACAGGUGACUGUUAUUGUUGUUUUCGUGUCUUUUUGUAAUGGACACCUUAAGUCUGUUUGGUUCUUUGUUGUGUAAAUAUCCAUGAAUAUUUAACUCUGUUAAAAGGCUGUACUGAGAAGUCACGACUCACGAAAAGAUCGUAAAAUAUUUAUCAAAGAACGUGCCCGAAGCGAAAAAACAUCCGUGUAGUUGCUGUUACGUAUUUCGUGCGGCGAGGGAAAACUUAAAAUUUAUCAGCUUUUACGGAAGACUCGAGACAUUUUGGCUCGUCUGAAGUUUCAGAUCUGAGCAAUGUUGGUCGAGCGAUUCGAUAGCAAUCGCAUUAGGCUCCAUAAUCAAUAAGCUUAUAUUUAUACAGUGAUAUUCUGUUACCAAACAUCUGGUAGAAUGAUUUAAUUAUACUUGGAGAAAUGAUCUCAAAAGUCUUUUGUUUCAUAGCUUGUCUUGAAACUUUUUCACACAGUAGUUACACUUACGUAUUGCGUUUAUGCAACAGUCUAUAAAUAUAAUCUAAAUGAAACUAAAAUAUUGGCUAAGGCACGCAAAGCACAAAUUCUUAGCAAAAUGAAAGAAUUUUGAUUCACUGAAGGAAGUGUAGUUUUAACCUAUGAACCUUCGACUUUUUGGAAGGCGGUAUCAUCUUGAUGAAAUUGUGCUAAAGAAAUUUAUACCAUGGCUAGCUCAUACUCAGUGUUUUCCUUUUCAGGCAGCUACUGGUAAAAUUUACUGCCUGUAAUAUUCCUUAUAACUGCUUAAAAUUACUUGGAAUUCUUGAAAAUUGCUUCCAGCUGACCUCUUUCUUUACUUUGUGAUUGUUUUCGUUUUUCUAUCCAUGCAGAGGACCCAUAAAGAUAUUUCAAACAUGCUUUUGCAUUUAAUUUUGUCAAAUCAGCAAAUUAUUAUUUUUUUGAGAAGAAAUAAGAAGAAAUACAGGGAUGUGGUUAGUUAUACAAUUUACAAGAAGGUGUGAUGAUCCCUUUAUUAAGAUGAGACAGCAAAAUAUGGAAAAUGUUGGUUUCAUAACUAGUUUUGUUGAUUGAUUAGUACUGGAUAUAUUGAAGAUUGAUCUGGGUAUCUGUUUCUUUUCACAACUGCAGAUACAGCCAGACAACAAUUGUAGAUAUGCUAAAAAAUAUUCAGCUUUUGUAAUUUUUCUUAAAAUGUCUUGUUAUCUUUUUAUCAGUUUUUUCAUCACUCUUCCCUUCAAUUUGCAUAAUUUACCAAAUUUCAUAAAGGUGUAUACAGUUGUUUAUAAAAAAUAAAAAAAAUAAAAAAAAAAAAUUCACAGGUGAUGAAAAUUUGAGAAAUCUUGAAAUAUUGCGAGAGAUUUACCUUUAGAGGACUUCCUGAAGAGAUCUGAAUAAAUCAGUUUUAAGUGUUGUAAGAUCUGUUUUGCUCUGUUGAAUAUCACAAAAUUAGCAUCAUGUCCCAUUUUGCAAACACCUGCUAAAAAAACAGACAAUUUUUUCAAACAAUUAUUUUUUCCUGAUAGUUGUCAACCUCACUUGCAUUGUUACUGUUGGUUGAAUUAAUUUAUGGGGAUAUAAUUGUGGAUAACAUAAAAAAAUGUUUUCAAUAAUAUGCCAUAAUUUAGUGCACCAUUCUGGGUCACAUGCCAGUGAACUAUUUCUGAAAAUAUCCCAAUUUUAGAAAUCCCACUCAUUUUCAGUUUCCCUCUAUACUUUCAUCUUUGGAAACAAAUUUUUUUCAACACCUGUGCCUCUCAAAGAUCUGUUUUGCAAAACUGAUGAAUAAACAAUCACCUAAUAGUGUCAAUGCUCAAAAACUCACUCUGUCAAUACAUUAUAUAUCCAACCUUUUCUCAAAAUUCUCUUCACUGAUUAAGUUCAGUUAAAAUGUGCACUAGUAUCAUUAGAAAUACUGUCAAUAAACACAGUAGUUUUUUCCCUAUUUCUGUCAACUUUUGAUAACUGAAACAUUUUUCAAUUCCCUCAAAAAUGCUAGUUAUGGGGAGUCAACAGUGUAAACAGAAAUAAAAUUGUGGUCUAAUUUGCAGGAAAAUGGAUGAUAUUGCAUUAAACCAACCAGCUGGACGGAUAGAACUUAAUUCCACAUGUAAGAAUAUGUUUUAUAUAAAUUUUAAACUCCCAAACCUAGUGGUUUUUUUUUGCCCAAGAUCUUUUUUUAAUUUUAACUCAUUACCAACCCUUUUAACUCAUUACAUUAUGCAAAUGAAGUGAUUGGACUAUGUAUUAUUUUUUUUUAUGUAUAAUACUACAGAUGCUGCACGUGAACUUGAAGAAGGAGAAAGAAAGAAGAAACCAAACUGCUUUGCUCUUGGUCCAGUGUUUGAUGAUUUUGCCAAGAGAACUUACUACAUUAGCUGUGGUGAGUUUGUUUGUUAACUUUUAAUACUAUUUUAUAGCAAUUCCCCAACAAACAAAUUUGAAACAAAUAAGAGAGUUGUUUAACAUAUUUAGUGUUGGCCUCAUAGAUAUGAGAUAGUAAAUGUUUUAUAUCAGUGUGGCUGUAGCUCUCCCUCAGUUUUGUUAAGAAUGAGGUUUAGAUUUAUUAUUUCAUAAAUAUACGAUUCUGUGCUUUAUAAGUUGUUUCUGUAAACUCUUGGUGAUAUUUGACCUUACUGCCUGAAGAAGACUUGUAGUUUGCUGUCAAAGUGUUACUUUCCCUAUCAGAAGUGGCCUUAUUGUGAGACAAAAAAUAAUGCUUUAUAAAAAUUAAUUGUAUUGAUUUUGGUUGAGGCAUCCAAAAUUGCUUCUCCAUGUAAAGGAAAAGUACAACCUUUGAGGUGAGUAAGAUAAAAAAAAUAUCAAAAUUGGAAAGGAAAGACCCAAAAGGAGUGAUUGUAGUCAGGAGUGGGGCAAGUUCAUGCAAAUUAAAUGCUUAGAUUUGAAAGAUUACAGCUGAAUUUUCCUAAGAUGUUUUAAAAAAUUUGAUGCAAUGCUCUAUUUUUGCACAGAAACUGUGGAUGAUAAGCUAAGUUGGAUGGAAGUACUCAAUGCAGCAACAGAAUCUCUGCAAGCAGAGCCACAAGACAAAUUUGAAAAGAGGAAAAAAAGUGUGCGACAGAGGAUGACAAGACGAGUAUGUAUUUUGGAGAUUAGUGCAAGGGUAACAGUGACUGACACAAAGAGAAACUGAGUUGAAGUCAUCAACAGAAUUAUUGGUUUAAACUUUGGAUUGGAUGAAUUCUGCUCAGGUUUUAUAAACAGAGGUCAAUACCACCCACAACUGUCUUUCUCUGGCCUGUCCUUACCUGAUUAACCCUUUACUCUCUAACAUCAGUAUGCAUAUUCUCCAUAAUACUCCCUAGACAUUUCUUAAGAUUCUGACAAGGAGAAUUUGUUCAACAAUCAAGAGUUUCUUUAGUUGAUGAUCUUCUUCUGUAAUCUCAUGACCUUAAUGUUUGAUUUGUGGGUGAUUUUGUGAGGAGAAAUUAGAUGUUCGUCACUGUUAGGGUUUAAAGAGUUAACAUUAUAAUCUUUACUAUAUGACUUACUUCACAGUCUAGAAAACCAUCUAGCAGGCGGCAAGGAGAAAAUGAUUCCAAGCAAGAAGUUUGUUUGGAUCCUGUUCAGAGAAUGGAGGUAAAUGCAAGCUGAAGACACAAAAAUUUUUGUCAGUAAACAGUAUUUUGGUUUGGAUAGGGAUUUGGAUGGGUUUUGGUAAGCCAGAUUGGAGUUAAGCAGAAUUUGAUGAUUGGGGUUUGUCAAAUUUUGGUUCUCCAGAGUGUUGUUGGUGUGAUUGUGGUUCAACAGAUUGUGGAACUCUGGAUUGAAGCAGCUGGAUUUUUCUUGGCUAGAUCUUGAUCAGCUGGAAUCUAGUUAGCUGAAGUUUGGAUAGCUACAACAGGAUAAUUUAGUAUGGAUUCUGAUUAUCCAGAGUUUUAAAUGAUCCAACCCUUAAAAAGCUACUUGACUGCUGCCCUGCAUAAAUAUAAGUGAGUUAGACUGCCGACCAAAUUGUCAUAGUCCUGUUUAGCAAAAAUGAUUUAGUUUCUUCCAACCAGGACUAUUUUUUGAAACAUUCUUCAUCAUGAGAAUUUGUUUUGUUUAGUUCUGGGCAAGACUCUGUCAAAUCAUUGAGAGUGAGAAUUGGAAGAAGACUGACACCAAGAAUGGAGUAACAGUAUCACGACUAAGCUUUACACAUAAUGACAAGGCUGCUGUAAAGGUAAACAGUCUUGUACCUUGAUAAAGCAAAAGGUGACAAAUGAGCAGUUCCCACCUGCUAUCUUGGGAUGGUAAAGUCAAGAGAGGUUGGGGAGAGUCAUGUGUACUACCCAAUGAUAUUUUGGCAAGUGGUUUUUUGACCAACCUUAAGAUUUACCAUAUUUCUUAUUAUUUUUCAUUAAUUUCACUUCGUAGAUUGAAGGUGUCAUCCCUGUACCUCCAGACAUUGCAUUUGACUACCUUCAGCUUGCAAUGAAAAAGGGAGGCAAGGUGAGAUGCAUGUGAUUUUAAAGUUGCAUUUGUGCUUGUUAGAAAUUGGUGACAGAGCUGACAUAAAAGAUAUAGCUUCAUAGUAAUAUGCCUUACACUGAGGGAAAUACUACCUGUAGUUUUUAACCUUAUCAUUCUCCAAAUCUCUUUAGGAAUUAUCUUUACUGUCUGUUAUACAAUUCUCAUGAUGUUGGUUUCUUUAAGUCUGAAAAACUCUAAGGCUCUGUGCACUUGAAUGAUAAUCUGUCUUUCUAUUUAUCCUUGAGAGGUGGAGACAGUAAUGGACAAGAAAUGAUAGAAGUCCGUUUAAGGGACACUGUUUCUGUACCCCCCGGGAUUUAACCAACUCGAAAAUCAAUCAUCUUGACUAACAUGUAUUUACAAUUCCUUUUUUGUUCCAGCUAGACCAACCUUUUCGAGGAGAAGAAGUGUUACAAAAAGUAGAGGGUAAGUAAAUGUUUCUUCGUCUUUGAACUUUACUGAUGAUAGAAAGAUUGCGCAAGCUGAGAGCAGGUCGGAUCAAUCCUGUGGAAUAAAAUUACGUAAACGUAGUUUUUGCUUUCUAGCAAAGAGUGGAAGGUUAUGACCAGACCUUACACGUAGUAACCCAUUUUUAUUUUCUCUAUAAAGAGCAGUUUGUUAUUGUUGUUUACGGCGUCAUUUGAUUACCACCUUGUCGUUGUGGGAUAAUUUUGGAUAAUUAACAAUCUUGUCGGAGAGCAUGGAAGAAGCCCUUGACAAUUUUCUGUUAUCGUAUCUGCAGAGUCGAUUCCACACGCCAGCAUCGUAUAUAAUAAAUACAGCGUUCCUCUGCCAAGUGCUGCUCCCAGAGAUGUAUGUCUCCAAAGAAUGUGGAUACCAUCGUACUUAACUAGAAAUGGAACAUCAGGUAUUUGUCGAUAAUGGCGGUUUAGCGAAGAAAAAUGAAACAAAUGCAAGGUGUACAUGUUGUUUGUUUGAAAGGUCUACCUAGUCUACGCAACAUUUCAAUACCAUUCUGUCAGAGAAAUUUUUAAUUGAGUAUUAAAAAGUCAAACCGUUUUUGCACUAUGAUUAGUCCUGAAAAAAAUGCACGCCACUCUGGAAACUAAUCACAUGACUGAUUUUCUAGACUUUUCCCGCGCUCCAGGCAGUUUGCGUGUUCUUGCGUCGAGUUCAUGUGAUAUUUUCCUUUCUCCUGAUUGGUCGUUGUGAUUACUUUGGCUGUGGUUUCGCGACACUCAAUCGAAAUGCACUCCAACCACUGCAAUCUGAGCGAUAUUAUCGAAUAAUGCCACUAUUGCGAGUUCACGCCAAAGCUUUGACGCAAAUAUGUUGCAUACGUUGUGCACUCGAACGAUGUAGAGGCCUAGAUAAGGGAGAGGGUGGUCACUUCUUUUAUCGAAAAAGUGGUCAUUCUUGAAUUUAAGAAAACUAGGCGUCCCCCCCCCUCCAACACCAGGAUGAUGCUGGUGUAGGACUCUUCCCACCCUAACAGGGGAAUGUUGACUACGCCCCCUCUUGCGAUUGGUGAAAUGGGUUGGGUGUCACAAUCCACAUAUUACAACAUGAUAAAUACCAUAAACAUAGAAAAAGAUAAAAAUUUACAAUGUGUCAAAUUUUUUUAAUAUUGUAGGAAUGGUGUUAUGGUCAACGUAUCAUUCCCACAUUCCACAAGUUCAGGUUAGUCUCUCAGCAGAGCUUGGUUUUUAGCAAAAUUUAAACACAUCAACUUUCCAAAAGACCAAAACAUUAGUGUGUGCAACAAUGUUUUUUUUACGAUCACAAACCAAAUCAAACCCUAAGACGCGCGCGCCAGGAUAGUAGUGUUCUUCUUCACAGAAAGUUGUUUGGUUCAGGCCAUAUUCUUGGUGACCUUCGAGUGUUAUUUGGCAGUCUAUUAAUCAGUUUUACGGCUUAUCUUGUGGCUUGGAGUUGCAAUUUCCUGCCCGCUUCGUUUAACAAACACGCCGUCGAAUAUAUCUUUUUAAAUCAGACGGGAAGUUGUUUUUGAAGGGCGACAGAGCAGCUUGAACCGUCGCCAAAAUAAAUCAAAUGUUGUCACUAAAAAAAAAAAAAGAGGGCGUAAGAGGGUACACCAUCUUUUACAAUUUUCUCCAACUUAGCUUGAAAUCUUCUAGCACUUCUAUUGCGAUUGUUUCGUUUGAAGAAGUUUCAUAUAAGUGUAGUUACUACGUUUUAAAUUGCUGGGGGUUCUAAGUAAGUAAAUAAACGUCGCGGUAGUCCAUCAAUGCAAGGAAUUGUUGAAGAAUUCGUUAAUAGGAUUUAUAUAUGAUUACGUGAUAAUGGAUCAACUUACUUUUUUAAUUUACGGUGUGAGGACGAGCUGAUAAUUUGACAACGCGCUAAUAUGUCUCUUUCUGGGUAGGGGUUCACAAGAGUGCUUGCAGACCUGUCUGGAUUUGUCUUAUCACCUCACACUUCAUCAGGUACAAAAAUAUAUCAUCGGUGAAUGAACUAUCCCUGUUUUGUUAAUAGCUUCCUUGUUGCGUUUAGACAGUGAGGGAUCUUAGGCUUUCCCUCAGUUGUUAGAUGCAUUGUAGGAUACACGCCCACACAAGAUUCACUGUGAAUUUAGGGAGGAGCAAUUGGCAUUCUUGUCUGUUCUGGGCAUAGGUUAUGCGUUCCGUGAGCUCGAACCUUUCAUAACCGCAAAAUAAAUGGAUUACUCUAGCUAUAAUUAAAAAUAAACCCGCGGAUUUUUAAAUGAAGUUAUUAUCUUAAGCGGAAACACAAGCUGCCACUCGUAAAUUGAUUCUUGUAUAUAAUCAUCAGAUCAUCGUUUCUAAAGUCCUUGUGUAAAUAAACUCUCAUUCAGGAUAGACACACGCCACGUCCAUAGCUCGCCAACAACGGAACAUUUGUCAGAUGAAAGACAUCCUAAGAGCAGUUCAAGCUUGUAAAUGAAUGUCGUAAACUUACACCCUUCCGUCUAGUACACGCCUAUCGUCGCACUAAAAUUUCCAUGUUGUUUGCUGUCGGGUGGGAAACGUUUGUAAAAAUCCUUUCCCUCCCCUCCCCCCUUCCUCUCAACCUUCCCGUGCUCACCCCCGUGCCCACCUUCCCGGUGAGAUUCAGAGAUUGCCUGUUUUCAUUCAUGGCUUUCAACAGCUCCAUGUGAUACCUCCUUGAUUCUGAUUAGCCCUAACUUCUUUGCUUUGGUUUUACGACGCUUAAUCGAAAUGUGUUAUAAUAUAUUACAAUAUUCUGCAAAGCUAGAAACAUAUCAAGGAGCUUGAGGUAUUGAACGUUAACUGAAAUGAACAAAGGGGAUAACUUUCUAAAGAAACUGUGGUGCUUCGUCGGUGGGGUAUUACGAGAUGAUUUUGCUUUAUCAACUGAGUCGAAAGAGACGGUUUCCUUGUUUGUUCCAGAUUCUUCAGUUCACACAAAUGCAGCAAUACUGAUUCAAAUUGACGUCCGAGACUCGUUGCAGACGAUGCUGGAGGGUAGCUACAAAUCAGGUAAAUACUGACGAUAUCUCAAUUCAUGGACGCCACACCUCAGUUAUGGUUUUGAUUUAUUGAACCAAAACUGUGCAACCCUCUUCUCCUUGGUUGAGACACCUUAUUGAUUGUACUUUUCGUAUUUUUCUAGGUCUGUUGAAGGUUGGUUUAAGAACUGCUUUCGCUCACAUCAGUAACCUGGUGGAACAAUACUACAAAUGCGUUCAAGGAUAACCAUGUGAAAGACGCCGAGUUCAAAUUAAAAUUAGGGGUUCUCAAGAUAUCGAAGUUUAACCCUUUAACUCCCAUGAGUGACCAAGACAGAAUUUCUCCUUACAAUAUCAAUACAAUAUCGAGCAGACAAGUGAUGAGAAUAAAGAAAAAUCUUAAUUAGGGGAUUAUUAGUUGAUCCAAUGCCAAAUUCUCCAAACUAACAUCAGAAGAACUGUACAGCAGACAGUAAGGAGAAUUACAAAUGACAUAUUGGGAGUUAAAGGGUUAGUAUCCAAGUAGAGUAAAGGGUCUGUAUUACUUGUAUAGAUAAUAUAAACAAACAAGAAAGUGCAUGUUAUUUAAUAAGUAAUAUAUAA